This is a messenger RNA of Pisolithus orientalis, 1754 nucleotides long. Its product is annotated as glutamine synthetase guanido kinase. The coding region runs from base 279 to 1754 and encodes 491 amino acids. Gene Ontology annotation, molecular function: glutamine synthetase activity. NCBI's taxonomy places the organism in Eukaryota, Fungi, Basidiomycota, Agaricomycetes, Boletales, Pisolithaceae. The transcript is spliced from 5 exons. The record is from RefSeq and is a predicted model, not a curated record.
GUCAGUGACCACGCCGGAACUAGGCGGCAUGGCGCCCCGGUCACUAAGCCACGUGAUGGCAUUCACCUCGCCCCGGACGUGACAAAAUGACAAAGACACUAUGUCAUCCUUGAAGCAUUGGGUUCUGGAAGCUUAAUAUAUGACGCAAAGCCGAUGCACAUAUACAGUUUUCUCCUGCAGCGGAUCUUGGUUCUCGUCUGCACUUCAGUUAGAACAAGAACCAAACCGACAGACGUGAAGUAUUGAUACCUUGACCUCCUUCCGGAGUGUCCGACACAAUGUCCAAACAUCCUUCCCAAGGUCUCUUCCUUACAACGUCAAUGAGCACGACAGUUGGGGGUAGCACUAGCCAUUCUAUCCUCCAAACUGGCAUGGGUUUCCAGCAGCUCUCACUGGGAGCUCUUCCGGAGCUGGGCAUAUCCUUCGUUCGAGUCCAAUGGGUCGAUCUUACCAAUACGGUCCGGUAUCGCGUUCUCCCCCUCUCAUACUUCUAUAGGCGCUUACAAUCCAAACAACCCGGACUGACUGUUGCCAAGUCUGUCAUGGGUGUCGUGUUUGACUCCACCGUGGAGGGUUUCGGUCCCGUUGGGGAAUAUAUCUACGCCGUAGAUUUGACAUCGUUAAGGGUGUGUCCAUAUGCUCCUGGUAACGCGUCUGUGUUUGGAUUCUUCCAAGUGAAGGCCAAUAUCGGAAAAGAGGUAGACGUGCCAGUGUGUCCAAGAACAAUUCUGCAAGGGAUCGUCCGGGAGGCUGAAGCAACCUUGCACACCAAGUUCUUUGUCGGCACGGAGACUGAGUUUAUACUCCUCAAGUCUGCAGUGCCACCUGUCCCAGUGAAUAGCCAAGGGUGGUGUGCAUCCGGUGCGCUAAUGACUGGUGCGGUAGAGACGCAGGUCAUGGAAGAAAUUGCGCAGGCUCUUAUUGAUGCUGGGAUCGAGCUGCAACUGUUCCACUCAGAGGCGGUAAAUGGUCAGUACGAGGUGGUCACCGGGCCCCUCCCACCGCUAGAGGCAGCCGACGUAUUGGUGCAUACACGGGAAACCAUCUAUAACAUCGCACACAAGCACGGACUACGCGCAACGCUUGCCCCGCGCUUGCGCAAGAAUAGGUAUGGGACCGGAGCACACGUACACAUCUCCGUACAGAAAGUGGCAGGGUCUCCCCCUUCCCCGGUCUGGUCUACAAAGCCCCCUCUCACCAGAGUGGAAGCCCAAUUCCUCGCCGGUCUCCUAGAACACUUACCUGCGGUAUCGGCAUUAACAUUGCCCCUUCCACAGUCAUAUUGUAGAAUGAUUGAUGGAAUGCAUGCUGGUGGGACGUGGGUGUGUUGGGGGAUCGAUAAUCGGGAGGCACCGAUCCGUCUCACAAACGAAGCCUGGCCGGAGUCAAAGAAUUUUGAGAUUAAGACUGUCGAUGGGACCUCUAACCCUUACCUCGUUCUGGCAGGUCUGCUGGCUGCAGGUGUGAUCGGAAUUCGAGACCAACUUAAUUUAGUCCACGAGAAUUGCGGAGAUGAGAAGACAGCGGCGGAGAUGACGAAAGAGGAGAGAGAGUCCAAGGGCAUUCAUAAGAGAUUGCCAUUGGACAUUGAGAUGGCGAGGAAAUACCUUCUGGAGGAUGAGAAACUGAAACAACUUCUGGGGGAGGAAGCGGUGCAGGUUUUUGUGCGUGUGAAUGAGGCUCUUGGAAAGGCGAUCAAUCGCGAUGGAGAAACCGAAGACACGAGUGAAACACGUCUCAUCGAAACAUACUGA